This is a messenger RNA of Orbilia oligospora ATCC 24927, 525 nucleotides long. RefSeq lists its product as uncharacterized. The transcript has a single exon. The record is from RefSeq and is a predicted model, not a curated record. The coding region runs from base 1 to 525 and encodes 174 amino acids. Lineage: Eukaryota; Fungi; Ascomycota; Orbiliomycetes; Orbiliales; Orbiliaceae.
AUGACACCAAUUCCCCACUCUCUACAGCCUCGCUUCUUAAGCUCCGUCUUCGGUAUCCUUGUCGGUCUGGCCCUCGCCAAGGGCCAAGAGUUCCCUGUCGACGAACACUUCCACCAAGAUCACGUUGAUCUGGUCGUGGACAUUCCGGAUUCUGUUACGAUCACACAUCCUAACGACAUACCGGUUGGAAUUAAUGUAUCUGAUACGGUUGAUACCUUCGGAUGGAUAAUCUGUGGUGCGGGUGUUAUCAUAUUUCUCAUGUGUAUCACAUGUGCGAUUCGCCACUGCAGGAGGGAAAGAGCUUGGAAGAGGGAGGCGCGUAAUGAUGAGGAGAAUGGAGUCAAUGAGUUGGCGACGUUUAGGAUACUUGGGGGCAGAUUUGUGAAUGAUGUGAAUAAUGAAGGUAGUGAGAGUAAUGAGAAUAAGGAGGGGGGUCUGAGAGAAGGUGACGGUGAGAAGCCACCACCGUACUCUUCGCAGUUUCAGGAAUUGCCCCCGUACACUUCAUCAUCAAUUCACGGUUAG